AUGCUGAGAUUCUGGGCUUGGCUGCUAUGGGUGGUCACGGGCAGAGCAUUUGUUUCAAUCAAGGUGGCGGCAGCGCCAACUCGUGAGACGGCCCGCGCCCCUUCCCUCCCCCCACAGCGCGCUGGCCCGCUUGCCGAUCAGGCGCUACUUGAUUUACAAUCACUUCCUCAAUGGCAGAGCAAAAGAGACAGAGACAGAGACAAUUUCGUCACAGGUCCCAAAACGGAUGUCGAACUUGUCGCCAUUACGAUCUGUAGAGCUAGACAUGUCAAAUGUGAUGAGACACCGGGCGUGUGCAAUCAAUGCACCUCCACUGGACGCCACUGCGAAUACGAUGCUAGCCGGCUGCCACGCAUUUCCGGAGCAAUUGCAAGGGCCAUCUGGCCACAAUCCGUUGUACAGGUCGCCCCCACUGCCCGACCGGAUACCAGUACCGACGAACAACGAUGCUUUAGCAUUUUCUUCCACCAAACGGCGCCCAGGAUGGCCGAUUGGUUCAAUUUGGAAGCAUGGCAGCGGAUAGUCCUGCAGAUCAGCCUUGCGGAGCCGGCCGCCUACCACGCCGCCGUGGCUCUGAGUGCGCUUCACGAGGAUGUUGAGAUGCGCGGUCUUUGCCGCGCUGGCAACUACAAGAGCGCGAGCGUGCAUCUGCGGAGGGGAGUGCAACUUGUGGAGCAGCGUGAUGGGUACUGGAGACAUCAUCCGAGACAAGGUUCGCACCCUACGGCACAGCUCCGCUAUGGAUCUGCGACUGAGGCUGCUUUGGUCCAAGCCUUCAUGGUGCUCGAUGUUCAAAUAACACAAUACGAACAAUCAGAUCCCCUGACGCUUGAGCAAUCGACAGACCAGGAUGCUUACCCGUCUGAGACCCGAAGCCACGGCAGCCUGAUGCAUAAGAAAUCGACAGACCAGGAUACCUCCCUGACUAGGUUCAACAGCCUUGGCAGCAAUGCAUUCGGAAGCCUCUUAGAGGCUAGACAACGAAUCAACAUCAUCAUGAGCAAGGUAUCUCACUUCCGUGGCUCCUGCAACGCUCUUUUGCACGACAACACAGGUGAACAGGCCGUGAUGCAGCGAGUUACAGCACAGCAGGCCAUCAUGCUAGCUCGAUUGAGCGAGUUUGCAGCAUCUUUCGAAGAGCUUGUGGCGCGUCAUGACCCUGGCUCAUUAAGUGAGGAGGAGAGCCGUAAUAUCGCCCUGUUGCGCCUACAACAUUUGUCAUUGGUAAAUCUGGUGGUUCAAAACCUGGCCGCACUGAAGGUCGUUUCCAAUCACGAUCCCACAAAGUGA
This is a messenger RNA of Aspergillus uvarum CBS 121591, 1290 nucleotides long. RefSeq names its product Zn(II)2Cys6 transcription factor domain-containing protein. The transcript has 5 exons. Gene Ontology annotation, biological process: regulation of DNA-templated transcription. Bases 1 to 1290 code for a protein of 429 amino acids. The record is from RefSeq and is a predicted model, not a curated record. Lineage: Eukaryota; Fungi; Ascomycota; Eurotiomycetes; Eurotiales; Aspergillaceae. Gene Ontology annotation, molecular function: zinc ion binding; DNA-binding transcription factor activity, RNA polymerase II-specific.